AUGGAGUGGGGAAGUCUUCCGGUGGAUUUGCAAGAAGAGAUACUCUCUAGGGUUCCGGCUAAAUCUCUGGCACGAUUGCGUUCAACGUCAAAACGAUGGGAUGCUCUAUUGAAAUCUAGGAGCUUUGCUAAGAUUCACUCUGCUAAUGCACCAAAGGAGUCUACGGUUAUCAUGUUGACGAGUGAUCAUAAGGUUUACUUAGCGAGGUUCAAUCUCCAUGGAAUUAACAACAACGUUGCUGCAUCUGUUAAGUUAACAUCUAAGUUAUACCUUAGAGAUCCGCACAUCUAUAAUAUCUUUCACUGUGACGGCUUAUUAUUGCUAUGCAGCAAGGACAAUAAACUUGAGGUUUGGAAUCCAUGUUCAGGAGAAAGCAAGUUGAUUAAACCUAGAAACCGCUACUUCAAGGAAUCAGACUACUAUGCUCUUGGUUACGACAGCAGAUCCUCCUGCAAGAAAUACAAAGUCUUGAGAGUGGGUCGUCGUCAAUACCCUAGGUGCGAAAUCUAUGACUUAACCAAUGGUUCUUGGACGGUUCUUGGUGCGACUACUGAAUGGGGUUUAGAGCCAAAUCAACGCGUUGUGUCUGUGAAAGGAAAUACUUAUUGGAUUACUCGU
This is a messenger RNA of Camelina sativa (false flax), 618 nucleotides long. The record is from RefSeq and is a predicted model, not a curated record. Lineage: Eukaryota; Viridiplantae; Streptophyta; Magnoliopsida; Brassicales; Brassicaceae.